Molecule: messenger RNA, 342 nt
Organism: Dibothriocephalus latus
Lineage: Eukaryota; Metazoa; Platyhelminthes; Cestoda; Diphyllobothriidea; Diphyllobothriidae
Source: the annotation of a GenBank genome assembly
AUGUUCACCACACGAGGCGCCAUUUCUGUUGACUUUAUCAGUUUGAUUUCUAUCCUCAAUACCUCCUAUUUUAAUUCCUUCUUGAAAGAAACUUCUUCUUUCGUAGGGGCUGAUCCCAACAGAAAGGAUGUUGAGGGGCUAAGUGCGGAAGCAAUCGCAAAGAUCUACGACUUCAAGGGCUUCGCUGAUGAUCUCUUUGUUCGACGCUGGUAUUUGAGGGCCGAAGCCAUGAUACCCGAGCAUCUUAAUCCGCCCAUGAUGGCUUUUCAGAUGUACGAUUCGAAAUACCCAACCUGGUUCUAUGGAGACUACGGUCAGCUUUAUCUUCAGGUAUGGGUUUAA